AUGGCUGACCUCGGGUUGAAGAGCAGGCAGCGCAGCGACUAUCGCUUCUUCCUCUCUUACCGCACACGCUGGAUUGACAACGAUCAGUAUGCUCACAUCAACAACUCCGUCUACUAUCACCUCUUCGAUUCCGUCGUCAACACAUAUCUCAUCCAACAUGCCCACCUCUCCCCCUCCUCCUCUCCUCUCAUCGGCCUCGUCGUCUCCUCUUACGCCCACUUCUUCUCUCCCCUCUCCUUUCCUGCAGUCCUCGACCUGGGCCUCAGGGUCACCAAAAUCGGCUCCAGCUCCGUCUCUUACGAGAUCGCCGUCUUCGAAGAGGGAAGCAGCGUCCCUAGCGUCGUCGGCGGCUACACCCACGUCUUCGUCGACCGAGACUCUCGAAAGAGUCGCCGAAUGGCCCCAGAGACAAGAGUAGGCCUAGAGAGACUCUUCAUCACUACGGCCGUUCCCAAGCUCUAG
Dichomitus squalens LYAD-421 SS1 is the source of this 462-nucleotide messenger RNA. RefSeq names its product thioesterase. The transcript is spliced from 2 exons. Lineage: Eukaryota; Fungi; Basidiomycota; Agaricomycetes; Polyporales; Polyporaceae. Gene Ontology annotation, molecular function: fatty acyl-CoA hydrolase activity. Gene Ontology annotation, cellular component: mitochondrion. The record is from RefSeq and is a predicted model, not a curated record. Bases 1 to 462 code for a protein of 153 amino acids.